AUGAAAAACACAUUGUGGGCGUGCCGUGCAGUGCUGGCAUUGUUCAUACAAGGAGCAGUCGCACGCAAUGUCCUGGACCUCUCCGAGCAGGUGUGGGAGUUACAAAACCCGACGCUGAAUAUUUCGGUGCGGGGAAAGGUGCCGUCGCAUGUCCACCUAGAUCUAUACGCGAGCGAAGUCAUUGGCGACCCUUACUAUGGGCUGAACGAUUUCGAUCUCCGUUGGGUGGCGUGGGCCAACUGGACCUAUACGAGCAACAUCCGCGGACUAAAAUCGCUAGUAAACUCCAGCACCACGGACACAUUCCUGCUCUUCGACGGACUGGACACCUUCGCAGAUAUAUCCUUCUGCGGGCAACAUGUCGCCACGACUGACAACCAGUUCCGCCAGUAUUACUUCAACGUCUCGUCCAUCUUGUCCGCAUGCAACUCGACGGGGUUGCCGGAGCUGCGCGUCGAUUUUGCUAGCGCCCCCGGCACGGCCCUCGCCAUCGCCGCGCAGCCGGGACAGGAGACGUGGCCGCCACGGGUCGAGGGCACAUUCGAAUUUGCGCAGAGGCAGUUCGUCCGCAAGGAGCAGUCCGACUUCGGCUGGGACUGGGGUCCGGCCUUCGCGCCUGCGGGUAUCUGGCAGAAGGCAUGGGUCAUCCAGCUCCAACCCGGCGAGAUCGCGGUUCGCAACUCGGCAUUCGACAUAUACAGGAAGGGCCAGUUGAAUAAUCUUCCUCCAGAUCAGGGAGCGGAUUGGAUCUUCAACGCGAGUAUAGAUGCUAUCAAUGGCAUUCCCGAAGACGCGACGAUGAGAUAUCGGAUAUCAGGACCCGGGGGCCACGUCGUGGACAGUGGGGACAUGACCCAGGUGAACAACACGGGUGACGUGAUCGCCGGCGUGGUUUACUUGAAAUCGUCCGACUACGAGCUCUGGUGGCCUACCGGGAUGGGUCCACAGACGCUCUACAAUAUCACUAUAGAUGUCGUCAGCGGCCCCAGCAACAAAGCUGUCGCCUCAGUUACAAAGAGAACCGGGUUUCGCACUAUCGUGCUGAACAUGGGCGAGGUCACGGACGAAGAGAUUGCACAGGGGAUUGCUCCGGGAAAUCACUGGCAUUUCGAAAUCAAUGGUCACCCAUUCUAUGCCAAGGGUAGCAAUUUCAUCCCCCCUGACGCAUUCUGGCCGCGGGUGACACCGCAACGCAUCCGGCAACUCUUCAGCGCGGUAGUGGCGGGCAACCAGAACAUGCUCCGCGUCUGGUCGAGUGGAGCAUACGGCCCGGAUUUCAUGUACGAGCUCGCCGACGAGAUGGGCAUCUUGCUCUGGACGGAAUUCGAGUUCGGCGAUGCGUUGUAUCCCGUAGACGCUGCUUUUCUCGACAAUUGUCUUCAAGAAGCCGUCUAUCAGGUCCGCCGGAUCAACCACCACCCAUCGCUGGCUGUCUGGGCUGGGGGUAACGAGCUCGAGAACUUGGAGCUCUCCAUGGUCAGGCUGAGCGCACCGGAUGAACUCGGAAGAUACCAGGCCGAGUACGAAACCCUAUUUCUCAAGACGCUGUUGCCCGCGGUAUACGAGAACAGUAAGGGUAUCACGUACAUGCCUAGCAGUACCAACAACGGGUACCUGAGCCUCAAUUUCUCCAACGCGAUACCCUGGAUUCCGAGAUACAACAACCGCACUCGGGGAUCGAUGUACGGGGUCACGGAGUACUACAACUAUCGUUACGAACAAGCUUUCAACAUCAAUUCGUACCCGGUUGGGCGGUUCGUGAACGAAUUCGGGUUCCAUUCCAUGCCGAGCCUGGAGAGCUGGCGAGAGGUCCUCCCGGAGGAAGACCUCCACUUCAACUCCAGCACCAUCGUGCUCCGCAACCACCACUACCCCGCCGGCGACCUGAACACGACCAACUACCACAACUCGAGUCUCGGCAUGGGCGAGAUGACGGCCGCCGUCACGCAUUACUACCCGUUCAUCAACAAAACAGACCCGGUCGCCAACUUCUCGGCCUGGUGCCACGCGACCCAGGUCUUCCAGGCCGACUUCUACAAGAGCCAGAUCCAGUUCUACCGCGCCGGGUCGGGUUUCCCGAACCGCGGACUGGGCUCCCUGUACUGGCAGCUCGAGGACAUCUGGCAGGCCCCGACGUGGGCGGGCAUCGAGUACGACGGGCGGUGGAAGGUGCUUCACAACGUGGCCCGGGACAUCUACGAGCCCGUCAUCCUGGCCCCUCUGUACAACGUCACCAGCGGUCUCCUCGAGGUCUACGCCGUCAGCGACCUCUGGUCGCAAGUCAACGGGACCGCCACGCUCGGCUGGAUCGGGUGGUCGGGCGACGCGCUCGACGUGUCGUCGACGGGGAAUUCGUCCUCGCCAUUAUCCUCGCAAUCCUCUAACAGCUCGGCUUCUCCUUCCUCUCCUUCUUCUUCUCCCCCUUCCUCCUCAGGGGCCACCAUCACAAACGUAGAGUUCACCAUCGGGCCCCUGAACAGCACUCUUCUCGCUACCAUCGACGUCUCCAACCUCAUCGCCACGGGGGCGCUGGACCCGGCGGCCGGCCUGUUCGUCGCGAACCUGACAGCGACAGGCACGCCAAUCAACGGGGCGGGGGGCAACGCGACGAGGACGACGUACGUGCACACCAACUACCACACACCUACACCGCUGUCGCGGGCGGCGCUGGUGGAUCCAGGGCUGGCGGUGCGGCACGACGGCGAUCGGGGAGAGUUUGUCGUUGGAGCGCGGGCGGGGACGAGCAUCUGGACGUGGCUGAGUCUGCAGGAGAGGGAUUCGGGCAUUGUUGUGACCUUUGACACAAACGGGUUCUUGUUGCGCAAGGGGGAGGAGAUGAGGGUUGGGUAUACCGUUCUCGGGGGGGAAAGCGAGGGGUGGGAGGAGAGGGUCGUUGUAGAGAGUAUUUGGAAUAAUACUCUAAGCGACUGA
Messenger RNA from Phialemonium atrogriseum, 2931 nucleotides. Its product is annotated as glycoside hydrolase superfamily. Gene Ontology annotation, biological process: glycoprotein catabolic process. The coding region runs from base 1 to 2931 and encodes 976 amino acids. Lineage: Eukaryota; Fungi; Ascomycota; Sordariomycetes; Cephalothecales; Cephalothecaceae. The transcript has 4 exons. The record is from RefSeq and is a predicted model, not a curated record. Gene Ontology annotation, molecular function: beta-mannosidase activity.